UCCUGCCGGCAAGGUCCGCCCCGCUCCCGCCCCCAGCUGUCGCUCAGCCCCGCCGCAGCCGCCGCAGAGCCCGGCGAGCGAGAAAAUGGCUGUUCCACCUACUUACGCUGAUCUAGGAAAAUCUGCCAGAGAUGUUUUCACCAAGGGUUAUGGAUUUGGAUUAAUAAAACUUGAUUUGAAGACAAAAUCUGAAAAUGGACUGGAAUUUACAAGCUCAGGUUCAGCAAACUCAGAGACAAGCAAAGUUACUGGCAGUCUGGAAACAAAAUACAAAUGGGGGGAAUAUGGCUUGACGUUUACGGAGAAGUGGAACACGGACAACACACUAGGCACAGAGAUUACUCUUGAAGAUCAGCUUGCAAAUGGACUGAAGCUGACCUUUGACUCCUCGUUCUCUCCUAACACUGGGUAAGAAGUGACAACAAAAAGGGAUAUUUUGCUUGUUUUUAUUUCCUAUACA
This is a messenger RNA of Gopherus flavomarginatus (Mexican gopher tortoise), 460 nucleotides long. RefSeq names its product voltage dependent anion channel 1 (gene VDAC1). NCBI's taxonomy places the organism in Eukaryota, Metazoa, Chordata, Testudines, Testudinidae. Gene Ontology annotation, cellular component: mitochondrial outer membrane. Bases 86 to 412 code for a protein of 108 amino acids. The transcript has 5 exons. The record is from RefSeq and is a predicted model, not a curated record. Gene Ontology annotation, molecular function: voltage-gated monoatomic anion channel activity. Gene Ontology annotation, biological process: monoatomic anion transmembrane transport.